GGCUGUCGAAGCAACUUUUUGAACAGCCGACCCCAACCACAAGCUCAUAUUCUUCCAACCAUCCGCACCUCCAUCCGUCUUGCCUGGAAGCUCAAGCUCACGCUCCCUCGGCCCUCCGAUACGUCUUCUGCAUCCAGAUAUCUUCUGCCCGUCCCCCAACAUGCCAACUACCAACACAAUCGUUUUGGCCACUGUAGGCACACUUGCGACGGGAAUUUUAGGUGCGCCCUCGAAGCCUCAAAUGGUUGUUUGGAUGUAGUCUGUUUUUGCUAACACCGGCUGCAGGCUAGUGCGUCACCCCCAACGACACCGUUGGCCCCAAUCAUCCACCAUGAUGCGCGGCCGAGAUUUCCCUUCCGCAGUUGCGAUUACACAGGACAGCUAACAUCCCAAAGUGCCAUCUAUUUCGACCACCGACGGCGAACAGACCCCAACUUCCGAAAAUCGUUAAAGAAGGAGGUUAAAAAACAAGCUCGCGCCGCAAGAGAGCAAGCCGAACUGGACCAGAAGCGAGAGCGCGAGUUCGUCAAGAUCCGGGUGGCUGAGGCGAAGGAGGAUGGGUUUCCCCACGAUUCGGACGAGAAAGAGUCUUAUUUCAUGGUGGAAGUGGAGAAGGGAGAACGGCUACAGGCAGACGGUAAUAAGCAGUAUUGAUAGCUUCUUGGAUGGCAUAUGCUGAUUGGUUGUAGGCUCAAACUUCGAGGCGGCCCUUUGUUUCUAUAAGGCUCUGAAAGUUUACCCCUCCCCAGCCGACUUGAUCACCAUUUAUGACAAAACUGUAAGUCUAGUGGCACGGGCACUUUGGAUCAUUGACUGACGGACUAUAGGUAUCGAAACCGGUCCUCGAUUUGCUUGCCGAGAUGAUUGCUGCGGACGAAGAAUUGCAGGUUGGGCCAUUUGCAGGAUCCGCAUCAGACAGUGGCAUCGCUGGUGUACCACUCGAUUAAGAAAACUUUCGAGAACUAUUAGACACUCCCCUCUCUUGAAGUGACCGGGGGCGUGAUGGUAGAAACUGAUUGUCAUCUACUCCAUCGGCCACUUCUUCGAUUCUCCUUUCACGUCUGUACAAUUGUAAAUAUUAUGAGGGUAUGGGUCCAAAUGGAGAGGC
Hymenoscyphus albidus is the source of this 1108-nucleotide messenger RNA. Lineage: Eukaryota; Fungi; Ascomycota; Leotiomycetes; Helotiales; Helotiaceae. The record is from the annotation of a GenBank genome assembly.